This is a messenger RNA of Gracilinanus agilis (Agile Gracile Mouse Opossum), 3008 nucleotides long. RefSeq names its product TATA-box binding protein associated factor 6 (gene TAF6). The coding region runs from base 808 to 2847 and encodes 679 amino acids. Gene Ontology annotation, molecular function: transcription coactivator activity; RNA polymerase II general transcription initiation factor activity; protein heterodimerization activity. Gene Ontology annotation, cellular component: transcription factor TFIID complex; SLIK (SAGA-like) complex; SAGA complex. The record is from RefSeq and is a predicted model, not a curated record. Gene Ontology annotation, biological process: RNA polymerase II preinitiation complex assembly; transcription initiation at RNA polymerase II promoter. The transcript has 15 exons. NCBI's taxonomy places the organism in Eukaryota, Metazoa, Chordata, Mammalia, Didelphimorphia, Didelphidae.
AGCAAAACCGGACGGUUAGAAGUGGGAAAGCGGCCAAGGCAGACAGCAGAGGGUAGUCCUUUUGUCCAAGGGAAUGUGGAAGAGACUCUUCUGUGGAAACUGUCAGCGGAGAAAGAUUUUUCCGGGUUGAGGUGGCGGGCCAAGGGAUAUUUCCAUGGUGCCUCACUGUGGGUCUGCCAGGACCUGUGCGGAAGCCUGAGGCUCUAAAACCACCAGCUGAGGAGGCAGAUUGAGAUGGUGGCUCGCGCCACAUGAGCUGCGGUUGGGAGCCGGUGAAGAACCGGGGUGAGCACCUGGUGGGGGACUCGACGUCACGGGGCACGUCUUCAGGAGCUCGAUUGGCGAUCAGUGACUGGGUAGAGAGAGGAGGAAAAGUGGUCCCCAGAUCUUUUGGGGGUACCCUGGUGUGAACAGCAGUAGCUACCGGAUCUCUCUGCGCAUGCGCGGGAAGGGGAAGCCGGGAUUUUUUUUUUUUUCUUACACCCCCCGUAGGAGGAGUUGAGAAGGAGAGCGGUCCUUUUGGAGAAUUGAGCAAUUGGCGUGGAAGCGCCCUUUGGCCUGUACGAGGUUUGUGGGAACUCACUCACGGGAGUCACUUUGGUAGAAAAUAAUUGUAAAAGCCUCUUCCAGCAAAAUUAUAUUUUGGCGCUGUGGAUUGGGAGCCGGCGGGAAGCAAAAAAAAUCAGCAUUCAAAUCGUGCCUCUCAGGAGAACUACUGGCUGUGUGACACUGGGCACGUCGUUUAACCUCCCAAUGCCUUAGGGCACUGCCCCUGGAGAGGGGUUAAGAGAAGUGCCAUACUUCAGUAUGGCAGAAGAAAAGAAACUAAAGCUGAGCAACACCGUGUUGCCCUCAGAGUCGAUGAAAGUUGUGGCUGAAUCCAUGGGCAUUGCUCAAAUGCCUGAAGAGACCUGCCAGUUAUUAACAGAUGAAGUUAGUUAUCGUAUCAAGGAGAUUGCACAGGAUGCCCUGAAAUUUAUGCACAUGGGGAAGCGGCAGAAACUCACAACAAGUGAUAUAGACUAUGCCCUGAAGCUGAAGAAUGUUGAGCCACUGUAUGGAUUCCAUGCCCAGGAAUUUAUCCCAUUUCGUUUUGCCUCUGGUGGGGGCCGGGAACUUUAUUUCUAUGAGGAGAAAGAGGUUGAUCUGAGUGAUAUCAUCAACACUCCCCUACCCCGUGUUCCCCUUGAUGUCUGCCUCAAAGCUCAUUGGCUGAGUAUUGAGGGUUUUCAGCCAGCUAUCCCAGAGAACCCACCUCCAGCCCCCAAAGAACAGCAGAAGGCAGAAGCAACAGAGCCAUUAAAAUCUGCAAAGCCAGGACAGGAAGAGGAUGGACCACUAAAAGGCAAAGGUCAAGGAGCUGCAACAGCUGAUGGUAAAGGGAAAGAAAAGAAGGCUCCACCUCUGCUGGAGGGUGCCCCACUGAGAUUAAAACCCCGAAGUAUCCAUGAGUUGUCUGUGGAGCAGCAGUUGUACUACAAAGAGAUAACUGAGGCCUGUGUAGGGUCAUGUGAAGCAAAGAGAGCGGAAGCUCUCCAGAGCAUUGCUACAGACCCUGGACUUUAUCAAAUGCUGCCAAGGUUUAGCACUUUCAUCUCUGAGGGGGUACGUGUGAAUGUAGUUCAGAAUAACUUGGCCCUGCUUAUCUACCUGAUGAGAAUGGUGAAGGCUCUGAUGGAUAAUCCAACCCUGUACUUGGAGAAAUAUGUACAUGAGUUGAUUCCUGCUGUGAUGACUUGCAUUGUGAGUCGACAGCUAUGUCUUCGGCCAGAUGUAGAUAAUCACUGGGCACUCCGGGAUUUUGCUGCUCGCCUGGUAGCUCAGAUCUGCAAACAUUUCAGUACAACUACCAACAACAUCCAGUCCCGGAUCACAAAGACCUUUACUAAGAGUUGGGUGGAUGAAAAGACUCCCUGGACAACCCGCUAUGGCUCCAUUGCUGGCCUGGCAGAACUUGGACAUGAUGUGAUUAAAACCCUGAUUCUGCCAAGGCUUCAGCAAGAAGGUGAGCGUAUUCGAAGUGUCCUGGAUGGUCCUGUGCUGAGCAACAUUGACAGGAUUGGGGCAGACCAUGUGCAGAGCCUCCUUUUGAAACAUUGUGCCCCAGUGUUGGCAAAGCUUAGACCACCACCAGAUAAUCAGGAUGCUUUUCGGACAGAUUUUGGUUCCCUGGGACCUCUUCUGUGCUCUCAUGUAGUCAAGGCCCGGGCUCAAGCUGCCCUGCAGGCCCAGCAGGUUAACAGGACAACACUGACCAUCACUCAGCCCCGGCCUACACUGACGCUAUCUCAGGCCCCUCAGUCAGGCCCUCGCACCACUGGACUGCUGAAGGUUCCUGGCUCCAUUGCAUUACCUGUUCAGACACUGGUGUCUGCAAGGGCUGCAGCACCUCCUCAGCCUUCCCCACCCCCAACCAAGUUCAUAGUCAUGUCAUCUUCUUCUGGUGCCUCAUCUUCACAGCAGGUCCUGUCUCUUAGCACAGCAGCCCCUGGCUCUGGCUCUACCACUACCUCUCCUGUCACCACCACAGUCCCCAGUGUCCAGCCUAUUGUGAAGUUAGUCUCCACUGCAACAGCAGCCCCUCCUAGCACAGCUCCCUCAGGGGCAGGCAGUGUCCAGAAAUACAUUGUUGUAUCUCUUCCACCAUCUGGGGAAGGCAAGGGAGGGCCAGCUUCCCAUGCUUCCCCAGCUCCUCCCCCAUCAUCUUCUUCCCCUUCUCCUCUUGGGGGUGGCUCCCUUUCUGGAGGAAAACAGGAUGUUGGGGAUAGCCCCCCUCAAGCUCCUGGUACUCCUAAGGCCAAUGGUUCACAUCCUUCUAGUUCCAGCUCUCCUCAGCCUACCCCCUGAAGGCUUCACACCCUACUCCUACAAAAUCAUUCUUAUAUUCAAAUACAAAUUCUCAUUCAUGUUAUAUUACAUUUCAGUUUGGGAAAAGGAGUAGUUCACCUCUUCCCUCUCAACUGUCUCCAGAUAUAUCCCUCCCCAAAAUAAAACAGUUCAGUUUGUAA